Columba livia (rock pigeon) is the source of this 7536-nucleotide messenger RNA. RefSeq names its product LON peptidase N-terminal domain and ring finger 3 (gene LONRF3). The transcript is spliced from 10 exons. Lineage: Eukaryota; Metazoa; Chordata; Aves; Columbiformes; Columbidae. The coding region runs from base 124 to 2043 and encodes 639 amino acids. The record is from RefSeq and is a predicted model, not a curated record. Gene Ontology annotation, molecular function: protein binding; ubiquitin protein ligase activity.
GCGCAGGGCGCUCCCGGCGCGGGGCGGCAGCAGCAUGGGCCGGUGGGGCUGCACCGCGCCCCCUCUGCCUGCGCGCCCCGGCGCCCCGCACCGCCCGCCCCGCUAGGGACGCUGCGCACCGCCAUGGGCUCCCACCUGCCGCCGCAGCAGCAGCGCCCGGAGCCCCAGCUGGUGCUGCAGCUGGCGGCCGGGGCUCGUCAGGCGCAGAACUUGGAGCUGUCGGGCGGCGGCCUGGGGCCCGAGUGGCAGGUGCUGCUCGGGCGAGCCGAUGCACUCGCCUACGGCGGGCGGCUGCACGAAGCCCUGCCGCUCUACCAGCUGGCGUCCCGCCACCAGCAGCUGCGGGCGGAGCAGUUGGAGAAGCUGGUGGAGUGCCUGGCGCAGAGCGUCCGGAUCAAAGAGGGGCUGCCCGCCGCCGGGAGCGGCCCCCCGCAGCCCCGCGAGUGGGAUGUCUUCAGGUGCCGCAAAUGCCAGGGCUUCCUCUUUGAGCCCGUUUCCUUGCCUUGCGGACACACGUUCUGCAAAAAGUGCCUGGAGAGGGACCGGGCGGCCGAGUCCCGCUGCGUUCUGUGUAAGGAGGAGGGCAGCGCGGCGGCCGGGCAGCUCCUGCGGGUCAAUGUCAUCCUCAGCAACCUGCUGGCCAAGUGGUUCCCCUGCCAAGUGAAGGCUUCGCAGCUCAGGCACGAAGGGAACCUCCUCUAUAAAGAGAAGAAGCUACAAGCCGCCCUGCAGAAGUACAACGAAGCGGUCAGCCUAGCUCCAAAUGACCACUUACUGUACAGCAACCGGUCCCAGAUUAACUCUACUUUGAAAGCUUGUGAAGAUGCAUUGCAUGAUGCCGAAAUGGCGUGCAGACUGCAGCCGAACUGGUUGAAAGGUCACCUGAGGAAAGGACAAGCAUUAGCUAAUCUGGGGAAAACAGAAGAAGCUUUAAGAGAGUUUCUAUUCUGCCUUGCUCUAGAUACUGGGAACAAGACUGCCAAGUCUGAGGCACAAAAGGUAAAUGUGGAACAGAAAAAGGGUUUUCCCAUUCAAGAGGAAUCAAAUGUAGCUACUUCUGGUAGUUUGAAGAAAUCUAUACAAAUUACAGAGAGCAAAAAGGACUGCUCGGAGGAGGAGAACAAGCUCAGCUCCAUGCCAGAGUCUGCCUUUCUCUUACCUGAGAAGCGCAGCCUCCUGAAGCGGAAGUGCUGCGCGGAGGAGACGCGGAAUGCUGAGGUACCCUGCAAACUGCCCAAGAAAGAUACAGCUGAUACAAAGGGAAAUAGUACUGGACAACAUACUCCAUUUGAAUUUGUGGAUCCAUCAGAUUUGGACUGCUCCCUGUGUAUGAGGCUCUUCUAUGAACCCGUCACAACACCUUGUGGACACACCUUCUGUCUCAAAUGUCUUGAGAGAUGCCUGGAUCACAACCCAAAAUGUCCCCUGUGCAAGGAAGGGCUCUCAGAGUGCUUGGCCAUGAGGAAAUACUGUAAAACAGUACUAAUGGAGGAGUUAAUAGCUAGAUAUCUUCCAGAGGAACUCACUGAAAGAAGAAAGAUUUAUGAAGAGGAAAUAGCAGAGCUUUCCAAGUUUGCAGAUUAUGGCUGCAUUCUGGAGAUAAGAAAUGUUGAAUUCUUUGCUGAUGGUCGCUCUGUUGUGGACAGCAUCGGCAAGAGGAGAUUUAAGGUGAUAGAGCACAGCCAGCGCGAUGGCUAUAAUACAGCAGAUAUCGAGUACAUUGAGGAUCAAAAGGUGCAAGGACAAGAGUAUGCUGCAUUACUUGUUCUCCAUGAUUCUGUCUAUGAUCAGGCAUAUAUGUGGUUUAACUCCCUCAAGCAAGCACUCAAAAGUCGAAUUCUCAGUCAUUUUGGUCCAAUGCCAGCUAAGGAUCCUGACCCACAGUCUAACCCUAAUGGGCCAGCCUGGUGCUGGUGGGUCCUGGCUGUCCUUCCCCUAGAGAACAGGGCUCAGCUCCCUUUCCUCGCCAUGAAGUCCCUCAAAGACCGCUUGAAUGGCAUCAGACGUGUCCUUACGUUCAUGUCUCGUACAAGAUCACGGUGAUGGUGAGGAGAGCUGCGAAGUCUCCCGCAGUACUUGACUGUAGACUGUCUCUUGUAACUUCAGCUAACUGCAAUAAUGUCUUACAGAUUUGAGUGUCAGGAUGUUUCAAGCCCGAAUUUCAAAGAAAAUGAGUUAUAAAGAGCAAGGGAAGUUUAUGGAUACUUCAAUAGUUUCCUUUUGGAACUCUGAGAUGAUUAUUCAAUCACUGCACUGCUAAAUUUAUAACAAAUGUGAUAGAACAAAAAGUGAUCUUGUUUGCCAUAAACCUUUUAAAAAGCUUAAGGGGUUUUUUAAUUUAUUUUAUUUUUAUUUUUUUAGUGGAUGAGGGAUAAACUGUGCAGUUUAAUGUGAAGCAGAAAUAAUAACGUUAAUGCAUUAUUUCAGUGAACUGCAAAGUCUUUUAUUCCAAAUGGUUCAGGUUUUAUAUAGCAUUGUGUAAAAUAAUGUUCACAACUUCUGUUUGAUAAUUUAUUUUUGCACUAUGAUGUUUUGUUUCAAAGUGUUUAUUAUUUAUGUGUUCAUUCUCUAAAGGAAAAUGAGCUGCUCUAUUUAUAGUGUUUUUACCCUGUAUUUAUCACUGAGGGCAAAAUGAUGAUUCUAGCAGUGCAUGAGCAACUGCUUUCAUAACUUUUCAGAUAUUUGUGUUCAAAUACUUUGUUUUUCUACUUAUCCCCAGUCCUGCUGUGGCUUAAGAAGGACUUUUCCCCCCGAACCAGCCUGCCAUGAAGUCUUUGAAUACACACAUUAUGUCUGAGAUAAUUCCAGCACAGUUUUUGGAGCCUGAUCCUCUGCUCGCGACCAGGUUCCUGCUGUCACAAACCAGUCGCACAGAUGCUGAACCUCAAGCGUGUUUAAGUGCUUGGGCCAGUUCAGGUAUGGAGCAGUUGAGGUCAGUGGGAAUCGGCCAUAGUGGUGACAGAAGGAUCUAUCCCCUAAUUUUUCAGAAAACAGAGAAUAACUUGGAGUUGAAUUUAUAUCUGAACUCUUUCUUGCAAGAACCAGAUAAUGGCUACAAACAACUGUGAAGAAAGAGCCACAAUAUAUGAAAAGUGGCUUCUACAGAAAACUGGAAGUACUGGUAGCAUUUCAUUGUGGGUUACUACAUAGUUGUGGGGUUUUUUACAUCAACUCAUGUUGCUGUUAAGAUCAGUUUUAUUUCUUUUUUAAUUGUUUGGUAGGAUUUGGCUUUGGAGAGUGUGUGUGUGUGGGGACAGGGGGAAGUUUUUCAGCUUUAGGGACUCAGAGAGCAGUUUGUGUCACAUGAGAAGGAAUAUGUUGUAAUAAAUGCUAUUUAUUUCACCCCGAUCUUCAGGUUCCUGCUAGCUUCAAAUCUCUGCCCAGCCACUGCAUUUCUCUUCAGAGACUGGGUAGUCUUGCUAAUAAUAGUUAACUCCCAAGGAAAACAAGUAAAUUUUAGCAUGAUUACUUGUAGCUAUAAAACAGGUAAAAAUAGGGCAGAAAUGAGAACAGGAAGUAUCUUGGCUUUGAUUUUUAAUUUUUUUUAACAACAGUUCAUAUACUUGUUUUGCUGCUUUUAUUGCUCCCUGUGUACUGCUUUCUAGACGGGAUCUUGCCUCCAUCUGACUUUGACUUUCACGGAUUUCAAUGUAAGCAGAUCUGGGCCUUUUAUUCUAAACUACUGUUUUCCUUUCCAGUGGCAAAGAAUAGAUUGAAUUGCGAAUGUUAUGGAAUGCUACAAAUUUAUUUGUUUACCCAGAAUAGCAGUCUGCCAUUCCAUGCCUUUAUGGAAAAAUGCAGUAGAAUUUAAUGCCAGUUUUAUGUGCGUUUUUCCAUCAUUUCAUCAGAAAUAAUUAUUACUUAAAAGUAAUUUCCAUACUGUUCAGUCUCCAUAAAAAUACCUUUGUUCCCUCUCUUGUUAAAUUCUAUAGAACUUUUCCAUAAGGGUACCAAAGAAACAAAUGGAAGAUAAACAUGUUUCAGUCUUGUGAUGCAAAUGGAAUAUGUAUCCUUGUGUUUGCAUUGAGCUGCUCUAGAAAUGCUACAACUUAUUUCCAUAUGCUAGAUUGCUGCACUUCUUCCAUACCAUAGGUGGUACCUAACGUGCUUCUCUGUAAAUAAUGUAUAGAAAUACAUACAUGUUCUGAUUAAUAACAAGUGUAUGGUGGCUGACACCUGCUAUGGCAUUUGUCUUCGUAAGUCAAUAACAAAGUGAUUUCUACUUGUUUGGAAGUGAAGCUGCAUUAAAUGCAAUUCUUCCUUAAACCAUUAUGUAUUAUUGCAUAGCAUAAGGGGCCCAUAUUGCUCCCACAGAAAAAGCUGUCACUUUGCUACUCUUACCUGUGAGAAAAGGACCUUAAAUAUCUAUUUUAAACUGUUUUCUCACUGACCUCAUUGUUUUUUUUCCUGCAUGCUACGUCUUCUACAUACUCAUAUUCUGCCUAUUUUGUUGAUUUAGAAAUUGGCAUGGAAACAAUCCUUGACUUGAAAAGUGAAUAUUGUCUCUUCUAUUAGCCUUGAGUAAAGCUGCCAGAAUUUCCAAAGCAGAAACCUGUGUACAUGCCCUAUAUCAUGAACGCCAAGUGCAUUUGUUGCAACCUGGAAACACUGGACCUGCCGCACAUAAUGCAUGUGCACAACAAAUCAGAUACACCACGAAGGUUCAUCUGUACGUGUACAGUACCGUUCUGUCUGUGGCUACACAUCCCAGGUUAAUAGCUGAAGUCUAUGAAUUCCACCACAAGACGAAAAUACUGAGAACAGAUUUGGUAGAGAGCACAAAGCUGUCCAGGAGCAGCUGUGCUGGGAGUGAGCUGAGAGGGCGAAGUGUCAGUAAUGAGGCUUCAAAACAAGAAGCUCUUCUAGUUAUGCCACAGUAUUGCUGACUUUUUUUUUCCAGUUGUAUUGAUCGGUACAAGGAUGUAAAUGCAACACUUAUUACAGGCAUGAAUGUACAGCUGAACAGAUUUUUUUUUAAAUAGCUUCACUUCUAAUUAUAGAAACAGCAUUGAUCAGAUAAAACACUAAUUGGGGGAGUAUUUUAUUGAAGCUUCUCACAUUUUCUAGAUACCAGAUCCAGUCCCAUAACCAGACUUGCUCAUCUGUUAAAAAAAAACCCUGACUCAGACUCACAUUUCCUGUGUGGCCAGAAGUAUUGAUUAAUCUUUAUUAGGAGGGCAUUAGGCAUGCACAGGCUUCUUGCUUGUUCUUCAAAUAAGUUAAUUUCCAUUGACCCCAGGUCACUGAGUUCAGAUUACUGAAAUCAAUAUACAUUUUUUCCCCAGGAAAUGUGAUCAGUCCCCCCUUUUUUUAAAAAUAAAGUGGAAUACAAAAGGCAAAUGUUCUGUACUAUAGGGGCAGAGAGGGAAUCAAGAAUAGGUCAAACUAAAACUAAGUUCCAGUCUCCUGGGCAGCAGCACCUAAACAUCUCCUCGAGACUUCUUGAAAGUUUUAGGCUUGCAUUUGAAAGAUACGGUUUUGUUAAUUUGAAACAUCUUCACUUUUCUAUAAGUAUUUAACAAAAUACAUUAAAACAAAUAACAAGGACUGGCUGUAUCACCUUUCCAAAUCCCUGUACAUAGACAUUAUAAGGUUUCUAAUUAAAAACAGAAGUUUGCUGCAGGAAUUAAUAGUAAUUUUUCAUUCCCAUACACAGACAGAUGACACUCAAUAACUUUGUCUUAUAUGCUCCUCUGUCUAGCAAUAACUUAUGGGGAUAUGUUUCCAUGAAAACAGCUGUUAUCUUGGUUGAAAGUAUCCUGAGACAGGGCUGGAUUAAUAGGAAAAAUCAUGAAACCUGAUAGUAAACUCAGACACAGUUGUGGAAAGUAGUUCAGUAGUUUUAAUAAUGAAAUUAUAAGAUGGUAUGGUAGGCCAUUAUCAUGUUAUGUCUUAAGUGACAUUCUGGUUUUAGUUGUGAAAGUCCCUCUUUUGUUUUCAUUUGAAGUGCUGGUGUCUUAUCUUCCACAUGUUGCAGCAAUAAGAGAUCCCAGCUGUCACACUGUCUGUCCUGUGUGACUGCUGACUGACAGAACACCUGAACUGUGGAUUUCUGAAUCCAAAGAUUAUUUUAAUCUCAGUAAAAUCAUCUGGAUUUGGAUAUAACAGCUCUGGCUUAAUCUGUGCUGUAGAGAAAGAGCUUUAUAAAAUUAAGUUUUGCUUUAGAUGGUCUUCUCAUAGAAUACUGGGUUGAAAGGGACCUCAAGAAUCAUCUGGUCCAACCUUGCCUGGCAAAAGCACGGCCUAGGCAAGCUGGCCCAGCGCCCUGUCCAGCCCAAUCCUAGCAGUGUCCAAUGCUGGGGAAUGCACCGCUUCCCUGCGGAGAUUAUUCCAGUGGCUGAUUGUUCUCAUUGUGAAAAAAUUUCCUCUUAAUGAUUUCUACUUGGUGCUGACGUUUUACUGGUGUUUAAUGACAGGAGUUAUAUUUAAAUGCACUGUUUAGGAAUGGAGAACAUGUUCACAAACUCUUAUUUUUAAAAGAAGCGUAGAUUAACUACCAGGUUUUUGUGCAUAGAAGCCCAAUGGAACUGUAUGCACUUUGGGUAGUGCUCCCCUGUUCCCGGAGUCCUCCAUCAGAUGAACUCAAGCCCUGCUUAGUUCUCAUUCAACUUGUCAGCUUCACAACUGAACUUGUAACUGGGGCAGCACCUGGUUUAGGAUCUGGGGGUUAUUCCAAAGCCCCGUAAAUCAUGGAAAGUCUGACAGCUACAGAAAAAUGGUAGUUUCAGCAAAAUCACUAUUUUGGAACGUUUAGCUAAAUAAAUAUUGCCUGGAUACAAGCAACUCUUCUGCUUAGACAGGAUUAAAAUGGUGGAUAAUAAAAGACUGAACUAUUACAUUGACUUACUCAUCCAGGUAUCAUGUGAAGUGCUUAAUAAUGUUGGAGUUUCAUAAGGUCUACAGUAACCCUCACAUAGAAGUGCCUGUAUUCUGUUAUUGCCAUUCUUGAGCUUUUUAAUAGAGUCAUAGCCAUAUAUUUUAUAAAUAUAAACAUAUGCACCUUUAAAUCUUUACAUUCAAUUUGCAGAACAAAGGUUUACAGAGCAGAAGUGUAGCAAAAACAAUGUAAUAGCUUCUAUAAUUCCCUGGGGAGGAGCAGAAGUAGAGAAAUGAGGAGCAAAGACUCUGUGUUAGAUGUCUUAAUUUGGCACCAUAUACUUGUCCAAUUUAAUUCCAUCAAGCUAUGUGGUUACAAGAGUGCCAGAACUAUCUCUAUCAAGCCAUUUGAAAUAAAAAGUUUUGUGGACUUGUAUAUUCCAUUUGUUUGUAAAACAUCCUUUUGUGCACUGUAAUGAACUUGAAAUGAAACUUUAAGUUAUACUCUCAUAUCAUUGAACAGAGUACUGUUCAGCUACCUCUACAUAAGGUUGAAGUAAUUUGUUUUUUCCAGAUUUGUUCACAUUGUCAUAUAAAAUAUAUUUUAAAAUAUCAUAGUCCAAAGAACCUGUAUGUGUUUGUAGAUGUACUUAUAACUAUGUUGUACCAACAAAGUCUGUGUGGAGAGUUGUUUGCUAAUUAAAAUUUUUGUGUUCUUUA